Molecule: messenger RNA, 1356 nt
Organism: Chanos chanos (milkfish)
Lineage: Eukaryota; Metazoa; Chordata; Actinopteri; Gonorynchiformes; Chanidae
Gene: rcl1
Product: RNA terminal phosphate cyclase-like 1
Exons: 9
Coding region: 25-1137 (370 amino acids)
Biological process (GO): endonucleolytic cleavage of tricistronic rRNA transcript (SSU-rRNA, 5.8S rRNA, LSU-rRNA); ribosome biogenesis
Cellular component (GO): nucleolus
Molecular function (GO): RNA endonuclease activity
Source: RefSeq, a predicted model, not a curated record
UGAGUAUGUCCAGUUUGCAACAACAUGGCAAGCCUAACCUAUGAGGGUUGUAAUUUCUUCAGACAGAGACUAGUGCUCUCCACUCUGAGCGGGAAAAGGGUUAAAAUCCGAAACAUACGACCUAAAGAUGAUAAUCCUGGUUUGCGCGAUUUUGAAGCCAGUUUCAUUAGACUUCUCGAUAAGGUAACCAACGGGACAAGAAUUGAGAUCAACCAAACGGGAACCGUGCUCUUUUACCAGCCGGGGUUAUUGUACGGGGGGACCGUGGAGCAUGACUGUAACACCCAACGCGCGGUGGGGUAUUACCUGGAAGCACUGAUCAUGUUGGCGCCGUUCAUGAAGAGCCCCCUGAAAGCCGUUCUGAAAGGCGUCACUAACGACCAGACCGAUCCAUCUGUUGACUUGCUGAAAGCUACGGCUAUUCCUCUGAUGAAGAAAUUUGGCAUUGAUGGCGAGUCUUUGGAAAUAAAGGUGGUGAAGAGAGGAAUGGCCCCAGGGGGCGGUGGAGAGGUGCUGUUUACCUGUCCUGUGCGGAGAACCAUCCGUCCUGUUCAGAUGACGGAGGCCGGAAAAAUCAAGAGGAUCCGCGGAACAGCAUACUCUGUGCGAGUGUCUCCUCAGAUGGCCAACAGGAUUGUGGAUUCGGCCCGAGGCGUUUUAAACAAAUUUAUCCCAGAUAUUUACAUCUACACAGACCACAUGAAAGGAGGACACUCGGGCAAGUCUCCUGGGUUUGGGCUGACAUUGGUGGCAGAGACAGUGGAUGGCAUGUUCCUCAGUGCGGAGCUGACGUCCUCGCCACAGGGACGAGGACAGCCCACGCUCCCUGAAGACCUGGGCAGGAACUGCGCCAAACUACUGUUGGAGGAAAUCUACAGGGGUGGCUGCGUGGAUUCGACCAAUCAGAGUCUGGCUCUGCUGUACAUGACACUGGGCCAGCAGGACGUGUCCAAAGUUCUCCUGGGACCCUUGUCUCCAUACACGAUUGAGUUUCUCCGGCACAUCCGAGACUUUUUCCAGAUCAUGUUCAAGAUUGAGACGCAGAAACCUGGUGAAGAUGAGAAGAAAGGCGGGGACAAAGUGCUGAUGACCUGUGUCGGGGCUGGUUACACUAACAUUAGCAAAUCUAUUAAAUAAAGCUGAAUUUAAUGAUUACCAAAUUCAGCAAAAGAGUCAUUCAGUGGGAAGUGCCAUCGCCUACUUAAGGGUCUUGUUUUAGUACAGGCUGAGGUUUUUUGUAUUGGUUUUCUGAUGUGUUUUUGUGUUUUUGGAUAAUGGUUUUAUGAUUGAACAGUGCUGUAUUGGCUGUGUAUGUAAAUAAAUACAGUAUUAUUAAACAUGCUCUUUUGAUCCCUC